CUCCCCGGGAGUCACGCUUCUUCCAUGUAAGAGAGUGCAGAGGUAUUUCCUCCCCCCCCAUCCCCAGUCCUCUCCCUCGUUGUCGUCCCGGGCGAGGGUGCCUGAUGGAGACGUGGGAUCGCGCGGCAGACCUCCAUUGACUCCGGGACAGACAGAAUGGAAACGGUGGAGCAACUGGUGUCAUUCCAGCAUACCCAGGUCCAGCUUCAGGGAGGCGCUCCUUGGGGCUUCACGCUGAAAGGGGGGCUGGAGCACGGAGAACCGCUCAUUAUCACCAAAAUUGAAGAGGAUGGGAAGGCAGCCCAGUGCAGGAAGCUCCGGCUGGGAGAUGAGCUGGUCAACAUUAACGGCUCCGCUCUGUACGGCUCCCGCCAGGAGGCCCUCAUCCUCAUCAAGAGCUCGUACCGGACGCUCAGGAUGGUCGUGCGCAGGCGCAGCGUCCCUGUGAUCCGGCCGCAUUCCUGGCAUCUGGCCAAGCUGUCCGAGCCACCCGGCGCUGACGGGCCCCCUGCCAUGCAGCUGCACUCCGGGCCCUUCGGCGUCCCGUGGCCCUCGGCAGGAGAGAGCAGUGACUUGUCCAUGCAGUGGAGCCAGCUGUCCCGCUACUGCAGCACGGACCGCAGCAGCUCGCUGGGCAGCAUGGAGAGCCUGGACCCCCCUUGCCAGGGCUGCUGUGACAGCCAGCUGUCGCCCGUCGACCCCGUCAUCUUCAGCAACAAGCGGGAUUCCGCGUACAGCUCCUUCUCCGCCAGCUCCAACACCUCCGACUACACGGUCUCCCUCCGGCAGGAGGACGCCAGCUCUGUAGACAGCCUCUUCCAUAGCCUGGGCUCCUGUCGCUAUGCCGACGGGCGCUGCCAAGACCCCGACGGCGAUGCGGGCCUCUUCCCCGAGGAGCCCAACAGGAAGAGCUACUCCUCCUGCAGACGCCCAGAGGCCCGGGCUCGGCCAUUCUCGUACGGUUACGAGGAGGAGCGAGGCCCCUCCUCUGCUGCCAGGGUGCCCCCACAGCCUCCCGUGAGGAGGGACAGCUUCCGGGCUACACGAGGUCGGCCGCGGGCCACCGAGCAGCGCUGCGUUUCUGCUCCCGUCGACAUCUCGGGCAUCACCGGAUGUUGGGUCGAGGAUCCCAUGAAAAUCCAGGACCGGACCUCAGCUGCGACUCCGUGCAAGUUGGCAGACAGCAAACCCUGCCAGCAGGGAUGCUCACUGGAUCAGUACUACACCUUCAACUCGGAGCUGGAGGCCUGCGACUGCAGCCAACGUACAUCUUGCAAGGAGAACCUCUCUGCCUCCCAUCUGCUACCAGGAAUGUCACCCUCCCCUUCUCCUUGCCCUCUGGAUCCUCCCAGUGGGGGUGUGAGGGAGAGCGUGCAGCCCCCCUGCAGCUUACCCAAGGCCCCCAAGAACAAGCUCGGUGUGGCGAGUCACAGGCACAGCGCACCCGACUCCUUGCUGUCCACAGAGCUGUCCACACUGACCCUCCCCGGCAGCCCCAGGCUGGACAGCGACUUAAACCCUCAUGGUCCAUGGUCCAGAUCUUCACUACACUGUGAAGAAGAUCCAGAGAACGAUUCUGGCAAAAAUACGAUGCCUCUGGAGAAGUGGUCCAGCAGCAGGUGCUCCACACCCGGCUCGGUCGCAGCUUCUGAGCCCGAAGAUCCACAGGCGGAGGGAGAAGCUGCCCAGUCUACCGCGAGCCUGCUCUGUACUCGCCAAACGUGGUGCUCCUCUCUUACCGUGCCUGGAGAAGAAUCAGCAGAGCCUCCCCAGCCAGAGGAACCUGCGGCUCUAGAAGAAGAUUGCAGAGGUCUAUACACGGUCGCCGGCAGAGACGCUCUUGAGCAGGGGAAACGAGACAGAGAUGGAUUCGGGGAUAGAGAGUCCCUAAUUCAAGUGGGCAGGCAGGACUGCUCUAGGCAGCGCCGCCUGUCCAAAUCCCUCCGCCGCAGCGAACGCUUCGCCACGAAUCUGCGCAACGAGAUCCAGCGUAAAAAGGCACAGCUGCUGAAGUGCAGAGACUCGGCCAACCUCCUGCAAGGUGAGGAGCCCCUGGAGGAGGAGGAGUGGGGGGAGCAGCACAGCCUUGGUGCAUCCUCCGACAUCGCGGCAGCAUCCAGCAAAAUUGCCGCUCCUCCGACUUCCAGCGGCAAAGGUCACAGUAGCUUAGGAGACCCUACGUGGGGCUCCCAGCACACGGAGCAAGCUGGGCUUUGUCACAUCAGAGUGCUGGAGGAGCCCGGACCAGCAGGAAAACCACGGCGGUGGCGUUGGACGCGGGAGACGGAGCCGUCCUGGACUGCUGGCAGAAGAGCGUCGGAAGAAAGUACUAAACCAGUGACUAAACCUCACUCCUGGUCUAAACUGGAAAAUACUGACAUCCCUCCUUUCGCAGACCGCAGAAAGUUCUUUGAGGAGACCAGCCGGAGCGUGCCUGUGUUAAGCCAGCCCGGUCCGACCAGUUACCGGCAAAGGCCGGAUAUGCAACGGAGAAACCUGGAGCAAGUCAAGAUGGAGACUCCUGGGCGGAGAACAGAAGUAAACCAGCGGCGCUAUUCCUACCAGGGAGAUGUUGGUGAUGACGUCUUAUACCACCAACUCCAUGAAGCGAGGAGCACUCUGUCCGGCAGCUUCGACGCUGAUCAGCAGAUAACCCAGCCCGGCCUGAAUAACCACUACGGCGGUGAUCCGCUCGACAAUCCUGAAGUACUGGAGGUCAAACGGUUUCCCCAUAUUGAUGAGAACAGUGUCCGUCUCCCCAUCUCAUGCUUGGGUAAUCAGAUCAGCCCUCAGGAGAAACCGGGACCGAAGCAGAUGUGCAGGGCUCCGCUGGAGGUACAUCCCAUGAAGAUGAUGGAAGCAAGUAAACUGAGUAGAAAUUUAAGUCUGACAGAGAGGGAUUUACUUAACUGUAGGUCUGGCCUCCGGCCACCAGAGGGCGCUACACCGCCACACUGCGAUAACGUCGGUAUAGUUGAGACACGGCGUGCAUGCGACACAAAGGAAGACGCAGCGCAGCACGCGCAGCGCGGGCGGGCCCUGUCCGAGGGCAGCGUCCACCUGGCACAGCGGCUUCAGACAAAUGCUGUAACGAUUCACAUUUCCGCGGCGGAAAAACCAACAGAAAGCGGCAUUGCGGCCCGCAAGAAGGGGGUGCCCCCACCACGCCCGCCCCCUCCCGACUGGGAGAAGUUCUACCGCAGGAGGGCAUCUCACCAGAGCUUGUUUUCGCGCCCCUUUUCCCCUGCCGAGGAAACCCCAUACCCGGCUCGGCCCCAGGAGCAUGCUGGGUACCUUGAUGUGACCCGACAGCGGUCCCACAGCCUGCCGCUUAGCGAUGGCACGAGGUGCGUCACCGUCCUGCAGGAGACCUGUAGACCGGCCAUCACCAAGGGGGAGGCUCCUUCACAGGCCGUCCCAUAUGCGAAGUUGUCCGUGUCAGAAAGUGCAUCGAACGCAGAACAGGAACCAGCCCGGCUCUCAGAUCCCGCCCAUCUGGACUCUUGGGGUGGGACCCAGCGGAAAGUCAGCAGUCAGAGUGUGACGGAAAAGGAGCCCGCCAUGGUGCAGUUCUCCCCGGAGAUCCGUCCCUCGGGGAGCCCUGAGACAUCCACCGACGCAGAGCCAAGUUUAGUUCAUCCGGAAGCUGGCGGGGUGAUGGAAGAGCCCUUGGAGACGGACAUCGAUACUCCACAGGCAGCAGAAGCGGCGGGCAGCUCGGCCAAGGGGCAUCCUCGGGGUCCAGCACGCCCCGGGACUGUGCUGGAGACGGACAUAGACAUGGUCCCAGAAGACAGUCCCUCAGCCGGAGGUGCACUGAUGGCCCGUCCUGGCCCUGCAGCACAGGUCCGCGGUGGGGGUGCUGAGGAGACGGCAGAAGCCAAGCUCUUGGAGGAGCUUCUCCCACAGGGUGGAGGAGGGGACGUGAGCAGGGAGGUCUGGAGGGGCGGCAGGAGCGGGCUGGAGCUGAGCGUCGACACCUUGGAAAGGCGAGCCAGACGGCCCCCCUCCGAUCCUCCAGGCCCAGGGAGCAGGUGCUUGUCAUAUUACGCAACCUCUGCUGCCAAAGCACAGCUUCUUACCAAAAUGAAGGAACAGACGGGCUUCGGGGAGGAUGAGGAAGAUCACGAGCACUCCUAUAAGAAGCAGCAGCUGAUCGAGAGCCUGGAGAAGAAACUGGGUGUGCUGCGGGAAGCUCAGCGAGGCCUGCGUGAGGACAUCCAAGCCAACUGCCAGCUCGGAGAAGAGGUGGAAGCGCUGGUGCUGGCCGUGUGCAAGCCCGGCGAGGUCGACAAGUACCGCAUGUUCAUCGGGGACCUGGACAAGGUGGUGAGCCUGCUGCUGUCGCUGUCUGGGAGGCUGCUGCGUGUGGAGAGCACCCUGGAGAGUCUGGGCGCGGACUGCAGGUCCCAGGAGCGGCUCGGUCUCCUGGAGAAAAAGAAGCAACUCCUCGGUCAGCUGGGGGAGGCGCAGGAGCUGAAGGAGCACGUGGAGCGACGGGAGCAGGCCGUGUGCCGGGCCCUGGGCCGCAACCUGCCCCCGGAGCAGCUCCGCGACUACAGCCAAUUCGUCAAGAUGAAGGCCGCCCUGCUGGUGGAGCAGCGGCAGCUGGAGGACAAGAUCCGGCUGGGCGAGGAGCAGCUAUGCGGGCUGAGGGAGAGCCUGGCGCUGGGCGGCGUGUUAGACUGGGCCUCCGGCUUCUGCUGACUCCGGGGCUGGGGGGCAGUCAUGGAGGUGGAUGGCAAUAGUGCGCCCCCUGGGGGCUAUAGGGAUAACUAACCAAGAUAUCUGCUUUACAGUGGAAAGACUGGAACAAACUAUGGUGCUUAUCACUAUUCUUCUGUUUCUAUUUGCUAAUUGUAACCAUUACCUUAACAGACGUGCUUGGAUGCGGGAGAGAGUUGGGCUGUGGGCCAUUUCGAUUCCGUAACUGUAAUGUCACAUAAAGUCACUGCAAGGUGUCAUACCAGUGUUUUUAUUUUCUCCUAUAACCACAGACAAUUGUUAUUUAUUUAUUUAUUUAUUUUAAUUCCAUGUCACAUGACUGGCCCAAGGGAGCUUCUCUUCAAGGCCUUCUCUGGGCCAGGCCAUGCCCACCCCCCACCCCCAAAUUUGCCUCCUUUUGUUUUUCCCCCCACUUUUAAGUAUUCUUAUGUCUCACUUCCAAUUCAGGUUUUCUAAGGCUUUGUACCAAAGGAGAGAAGUGUGGUCAUACUGGCACCAACCUCUGUUAUGCAGCACUGCUAUAGCGUGUUUUAAAAGCCUUUUGUAACUCGCGUGUAGCAGAUUUCUUAUCCAUUGCAUAAAUGUACUGAUCUGAACUGUGACGAUGAAGCUGUCAGAUUUGUCUUUAGAUGGCAUCAUUAGUAGAUUGGCAUUAGCACCACUGUGGGCAGUGGUGGCUUAAUGGUUAGGGAAGUGCACUUGUAACUGAAAGAUUGCAGGUGUGAAUCCCCGACCAGCAAAGCACCUUUGAGGUACCCUGAGCAAGGUACCGCCCCCAAGCACUGCUCCCCGGGCUGAAUUAGCUGCAUGCCACAUUGUCACAUAUGGGUUAAAUGCAGAGGAUGUAUUUCAUUGUGCCAACAAUAACAAUUAAUCGCUAAGUUCUAGUUCAGUAAGGAUCAGGUUUCACAGCACAAACACAGACCCCUUCUUUGUCCAUUUAGUCAUUUGACGCUGUCGGUAAGCCAGUGAAAUUGAACAUGUAAUCAAGAGAUAUACAGUCAAAGAAGGAAACUCCACUGAAGUAAAUGCUUCUGUACCAUAGCAAAUGAAAUGGGAUGUUUGUCAGAAUCCGUAAAGCACGCACCGCCUUUCUCACCGCCUGCAGUUCCUUACAUACUGACAAUUGUUUUUGUGCCAAAAAAAGGAAAUGUAUAUAAUUCUUUUUUUUUUUUUUUUAAUUUAUGCCAUAUAUGUAUUUUGUCUUAAUUCUGUUCUGUGUAUAUAAAACUUUGUAUGUUAUGCUUAUUUGUUCCCAUAUAGUUUCUCGCUUGAAACAUUUAUACUUAUUUUCUCAAUUUAUUGCAAAACAUUUUGUAAGACAUGCAUACCCGUAA
Messenger RNA from Brienomyrus brachyistius, 6062 nucleotides. Its product is annotated as protein Shroom4-like. The record is from RefSeq and is a predicted model, not a curated record. Gene Ontology annotation, molecular function: actin filament binding. NCBI's taxonomy places the organism in Eukaryota, Metazoa, Chordata, Actinopteri, Osteoglossiformes, Mormyridae. Gene Ontology annotation, biological process: actin filament organization. The coding region runs from base 157 to 4707 and encodes 1516 amino acids. The transcript has 10 exons. Gene Ontology annotation, cellular component: apical junction complex; cortical actin cytoskeleton; adherens junction.